GGAGCUGCAGGUGCUCUCGGUGCUCCGUCGUGCCUGGAACCUCCAGAUGGGUGAACUGUAAUGUUUUCUCAGUUCAUCAGCUGGCUGCCAGGAUGCCACGGGACACAUCCACCACGGAUGACCUGGUGCACAACUUGGUGGCCAACACGGCCUACCUGAAGGCUCAACAGAUUGAUCGUAACAAGCUGAGAAAAGAGAGAGUGUCCCUGACGCUGCCCAGACCAGAUAAGUCCUCUGUUCUCCAGGCUGCAGUGGGGAAGAAGUACGAGUCGCUGUGUGAGCAGCAGCCUAUUGGGAGGAAGUUGUUCCAGCAGUUCCUCCUGGCUUCUAACCCACAGUACAUAGCUGCUGCUGAGUUCCUGGAGGAGCUGAAUGCCUGGAGAUUUGCUGAGAAUGAAACCAUACAAAUGGCCAAACAGAGGGUCCUUGCUAAGUUCUUUCGACCUGAGUCCAAGUUCUUCCUCUCAUACCUUACAGGAGAGUAUGCUAAGAUGUGCAGAGAUUUAACAGAGAAGAACUUGGAUGAGGUGGUGAUGGAGGAGAUGAGGGAAGCCACAAGGGACUUCCUGAGGGGAAAACCUUUCUUGGAGUACCAGAAGAGUCCCUUUUUCUCCAGGUUUCUGCAGUGGAAGGAGUACGAGAAGCAGAACAUCUCUGACAAAUACUUCUAUGAGUUCAGGACCUUAGGAAAAGGUGGCUUUGGUGAAGUGUGUGCGGUGCAAGUGAAGCACACGGGCCAGAUGUACGCAUGCAAGAAGCUAGAUAAGAGGCGUUUGAAGAAGAAAAGUGGUGAGAGGCUGGCCCUUGUGGAGAAGCAGAUCCUGGAGAAGGUCAGCAGCCUCUUCAUUGUGAACCUGGCUUACGCUUACGACAACAAAACCCACCUGUGCCUGGUCAUGGACCUGAUGACUGGAGGAGACCUUAAGUUUCAUAUCUACUCAUUGGGGGUGAGAGGUAUUCGCUUGGAUCGUGUUGUUUACUACACGGCCCAGAUCACCACCGGCAUCCUCCACCUGCACUCCAUGGACAUCGUGUACCGAGAUAUGAAGCCUGAGAAUGUGUUGUUGGACGGUAAAGGACAAUGCCGGUUGUCAGACCUUGGGCUGGCUGUGGAGCUGUCAAGGGGCAAGACGAUCUGCCAGAAGGCUGGUACGACCGGCUACAUGGCCCCUGAGGUCCUAAGACAGGAGUACUACCGAACCUCUGUGGACUGGUGGGCUCUGGGCUGCAGCAUUUACGAGAUGGUUGCGGCCCGUUUGCCUUUUAAAGACUUCAGGGAAAAGGUGCAGAAUGAGGAGGUAACUCGACGCACUCUGGAGGACGAGUGCAAGUACGACCACAAGCUCUUCGAUUUUCCCACCAAAGACAUCAUCAGCCGCUUUCUCAAGAAGAGGGUUCAGCAUCGCCUUGGGUGCCGAGGUGAUGACCCACGAAGCCACGUGUUUUUCAAGUGUAUUAACAUCCACCGUCUGGAGGCCGGACUGGUGGAUCCCCCCUGGGUGCCAAAGCCCAACGUGGUCUACGCCAAAGACACGGACGAGUUCAGGGACACGUCUGAACUCAAGGACAUCCAGCUCGACGCCAAGGAUGCGAAAUUCUUCAGAGAGUUCAGCACAGGCGCAGUGCCCAUCCGGUGGCAGAAGGAGAUCAUCGACAGCGGAAUGUUUGAUGAACUGAACAACGUCGAGCCGGACGCAGAAAACCAUGAGAACACGUGGAAAUCCAAGAUGUGCAUCAUCUUGUAGAGAAGGACCGUUUAUUGAUUACCUGAAAAUGCACAAAAGUCCUUAAAUUCAAUUCAUUUUAGACAUGUCAAGUGCCUGAUCAGAACUAAGCACCUCAGAAAUUAUUUUUUUUUUGGAACAACAACUUGCCUUUUUCCUUAACCGCAGUGUAUUUCCCUACUAAGGAAGAAUUAGCAGAAGUCUGGGGAGAUAUGACAACAUUUAUUCGCAGUAUUAUGCUGCAACAGCCAAACAUAAUGGGACAUUUGUCGCAGCAGUAAAACAAAACCACAGUAUUUACACCCGGACGGAAACACAUGCUGACAUUGUUGCUGCUUUACACUUUGCCCUCUAUUCCUGGUGAGACAGCAGAUCCCAGAGCUUUCAUAGUUUCCAUUACAUCACUCGGCCAUUUUGGCAGCCAAGUGUUUACAUGUGUUUGUAAACACUCUGCAUAAUGGUUAUGUAUCGGUGACCGGCAGCAGUGUUAUCAUCAGCAUUUUGCAGUAUUGUGCCACAUUUCUAAUAACGACGAAGUGUCAUUCAAACACCAUAAAGGCCUUUUGCUCUCAUGCAGCCUCAGACUGAUAUCAACUAGCAGACGUUCACCACUGAGUGCCGCCAGACUCCCGUGAAGUGUGUUCGGCCUCCCGCAGCCUCCUCAUCAUCCUCAUUAUCCUGACUGUGCUGCUCCGGUAUUUACAAGCACUGGAUGACUCGUUCGCUCUUUUUAACAAGGGAUGCAGGGAGACAAAUUGUCGUACAUGCAUAGUUUUUUCCCCUUAAAAAACAUGUUAACAUAGAAUUUUUGGCAUUAACAAGCCAAUGCUAAUCCCCUUUAUUACCCCCCAAAUCACCACUUAGUUUACAAGCCAUACACAAACUAAUGGCGAGCUGGUUACUGCUUAGUGCACAGCAACAAAACACAACAUAGGCUGUUUAUGAAAAGCUGUUUUAGAUUUCACACGGGGAUCCAUAGUUUCUCUACUGCAUGACUAAAGAUUGAGGGUGCAGUUGUUGCUAAUCAACAUUGUUUUACUUUAGAUUUUUAACCCUCUAAUAUGAAGAUGGCUGUGAUUACAGACUGCAGGUCUUGCUUGAGGAAUUUUUGCGAUUUCAGGUACUUUUAUGACUUUAUUUGGUAGCAGCUGGAGAGAUAAAAUGGGAGGAGACAGAUCUGGUUUGACAUGCAACGUGGGGCCAAGGCUGAACUCAGAACAGGGAUGUUGCAAUUACACAUUCUGUACAUCAUACUUUUCGACUACCAGGAUGCUCUGGUGUGUUAUUUCUAAAUUAACUGACUGAGUUACUUGUGUUUCACUUCUAAAUAACUCACAAAAAGCUGCAUCAUGUGUAUCAAUCAGUGCCAAAUAGAUAUUGUAAUGCAGCUAUUAAUGUAUAAAUGUGUUUUUAUGAUGAUUGCUUAGCAUUUUCUUAUUUUUUUUUUACCAAUGUAUUCAAUUUUACAUAAAAUAAGCUGACGAAGGAUACAUUAUGAAGUCCAAAGGGAAAAAAAAAUUGAAGAAAGAGAACAAUGAUAAUGUGCAAUGAGGACAUUAAAGAAAAUCCCUGCAGCAGGUUCCAUAUAGUUUAGCUGGAAUUCCCAGGUUUUAAAUAACUGGGCUGUUUGAGUGCCAGCCCUUACAAAUUGGUAUCUUUUCAAUAAUCCAAUGUAAUAAAAUGUUUUUGGUGGAUGACGGGCACUUGGUCCAUCUCUUACUCAAACACAUAAUAUUAUUUCUGUCUCAGAUAUUUCAGUGCCUCUGCAGCUUACAGCAUGACUAAAGACAAUGAACUACAGUAGCAGUGUUUGUCAUGUCCUCUGUAUAAUCUUAAACUGUACUGCACUGGCAUAAUCACAGAUUGAACUUGAUUUAGCAAGUCUUCAGAUAUCUCCCUUUUCUUCAUCAUCAAUCAUAACAGACAACUCCUCCCCCAGAACCCCUGAACAGCAGCAAAACAUAGACUGCAUAGACUGACAGACAUGUUUUCAGCUGUUUGAAAUAACAAUUUUUCGUAACUUGUGCAAUAUCUAAUGCCUUAUCAACAACUAACAGAAGAAGUCUUGUCUGAGACAUCGUGUUGCUCAAUUAUUUGUUCAAAUACCAUGGCUGUGUUGUUAGAAAAUAAGGCUUUGUCCACCAGUGCUACUUACCUCACUGUCUAAAAGCAGCAUUCAGCAGUCGAGGCAGGAAAUCAGGACUGUUAAUAAUAAUAUGGGUGAAAGCAGAUGUCAGCUGUGACCUUUCCUUGACUCAACACACUAAUCAGAGGGCCUUGAUUGUAUUAAAUGUAACAAGGUUUUAGUAGAAAAUGUUAUUAUGCCAUAUGUGACUUAUUUUGGCUUGCAAGGUUUCCGUAUCCUGGUUUUGUGUGAUUUUUUUUUUUUUUGGGGACUUUUCACUACUUCUGCUUCUUUUAUUAAACAUGACAACUUUUUUUUUUACCAGAUGUGAUGACAGAAGAUAAAAACUAAUUUCCACAGGCUCGAGUGAAAUAAAGUAAUUUCUUCUGUUGCAUUGCUGAUGAUUCUGCUAACAAGGGAGCCUUCAGAGCGAUGACAUUUAAAGUUACAGGUUAAUAGUUACUUUGAUUACCCUCCUGUUGCUCAUCUCAAGGCACCGAUAUUAUCUGUCAUCAUCUUCCCAAACAGCAGCGGUCCAUCUG
Molecule: messenger RNA, 4391 nt
Organism: Amphiprion ocellaris (clown anemonefish)
Lineage: Eukaryota; Metazoa; Chordata; Actinopteri; Pomacentridae
Gene: grk7b
Product: G protein-coupled receptor kinase 7b
Exons: 4
Coding region: 93-1745 (550 amino acids)
Biological process (GO): regulation of signal transduction; protein phosphorylation; signal transduction
Cellular component (GO): cytoplasm
Molecular function (GO): ATP binding; rhodopsin kinase activity
Source: RefSeq, a predicted model, not a curated record